This is a messenger RNA of Orcinus orca (killer whale), 1733 nucleotides long. RefSeq names its product crystallin zeta (gene CRYZ). The transcript has 10 exons. Lineage: Eukaryota; Metazoa; Chordata; Mammalia; Artiodactyla; Delphinidae. Gene Ontology annotation, cellular component: cytosol. The record is from RefSeq and is a predicted model, not a curated record. The coding region runs from base 169 to 1161 and encodes 330 amino acids. Gene Ontology annotation, molecular function: zinc ion binding; NADPH binding; mRNA 3'-UTR binding.
GGGCUAGGCGGAGCCUGAAAGCGCCGCGGAUGACGCGGCACGUGCCUUUUUUCCGUGGAACCUGAGGGAUCCCUCACAGAUUUUGAUUUCCCACUCUAGAACCGGCUGAAGGAUUUGUAAGAUGAAAGGUCCUCAAACAUGAAAUGAGAUCAGUGUAUCUAGGUCACCAUGGCGACUGGACAGAAGUUGAUGAGAGCUAUUAGAGUUUUUGAAUUUGGUGGACCAGAAGUGCUGAAACUCCAGUCCAAUGUUGCCAUACCAAUUCCGAAAGACCAUCAGGUUCUAAUUAAAGUCCAAGCAUGUGGUGUAAACCCGGUGGACACAUAUAUUCGCUCUGGUACUUACAGUAGAAAACCACUUCUACCCUAUACUCCUGGCUUAGAUGUGGCUGGAAUAAUAGAAGCUGUCGGAGAGAGUGUAUCUGCUUUCAAGAAAGGUGACAGGGUUUUCACUACAAGCACAAUCUCUGGGGGCUACGCAGAAUAUGCUCUGGCAGCCGAUCACACUGUUUACACACUACCAGAAAAACUGGACUUCAAACAAGGAGCUGCCAUCGGGAUCCCGUAUUUUACUGCUUAUCGAGCUCUGCUUCACAGUGCCCGUGUGAAAGCUGGAGAAAGUGUUCUGGUUCAUGGGGCUAGUGGAGGGGUUGGAAUAGCAGCAUGCCAAAUUGCUAGAGCUUAUGGCUUAAAGGUUUUGGGCACAGCUGGUACUGAGGAAGGACAAAAGAUUGUUUUGCAAAAUGGAGCCCACGAAGUGUUUAAUCACAAAGAAGCUAAUUACAUUGAUAAAAUUAAGAAAUCUGUUGGUGAAAAAGGAGUUGAUGUCAUUAUUGAAAUGCUAGCUAAUGUAAAUCUUAGCAACGAUUUGAAUCUUUUGUCACAUGGAGGACGAGUAGUAGUUGUUGGCAGCAGGGGUCCUAUUGAAAUAAACCCACGGGACACCAUGGCAAAGGAAUCUAGCAUAAUAGGAGUUGCUCUCUAUUCAUCCACCAAGGAGGAAUUUCAGCAGUUUGCAGCAGCCCUUCAAGCUGGAAUGGAAAUUGGUUGGUUGAGACCAGUAAUAGGUCCCCAGUAUCCAUUGGAGAAGGUGGCCCAGGCUCAUGAAGAUAUCAUUCAUAGCAGUGGGGCUACUGGAAAAAUGAUUCUUCUCUUAAAAUGAUUAAUCCUUCCACAGAUUUCCUGUGUAAUUAAAGGUUUCUUACCUCAGUUUUACGUACACUACAUUUGCUUUAAUUAGCAUUCAUUUGAUUCAGUGAGUUUCUUAUAUUAAAAAAAAAAAUUUAUCUUUAGCAAUCAUAGACAUUGGAGUGCAAUUUAUUUUAUAGCUGGCAAUAUUCUUUAUGCCUUCUGCCUCUCAUCAAGGAUUCAUCAUAGUAGGAAAUAGAAUAUUAGUGGUCACUUGGCAUUGGAGGGCAUUACAGAAAUUCCUAACUGAUACUUGAUCAUUGAUUCCAUACUGACUAAAACAUGCUAAUUCAAAGUAAGACUGCUUGAUUUCCAAGCCUACUUCUUUAUAAGAACCUUAUAGGGACUUCCCUGGUGGUCCAGUGGUUGAGACUUCACCUACCAGUGCCGGUGGUGUGGGUUUGUUCCCUGGUUGGGAAGCUAGGAUCCCACAUGCCUUGGGGCCAAAAAAACCAAAACAUAAAACAGAAACAAUAUUGUAAAAAAUUCAAUAAAAACUUUAAAAAUGGUCCACAUCCAAAAAUCUUAAAAAAAAAAAAAAAAGAA